AUGGUAGAACACAUUACUGUCAAUGGUGCCGACCUUGCCUACCGCCUGGUCGGACCCAAGGACGCUCCCUUGAUCAUCACUCUGCACGGUGGCCGUGGAUUCGGAGAUCACACCUCCGACUUCAAAGCCUAUUCUCCCCUCUCUCAGGGUAACUACCGCAUCCUUUCAUUCGACUAUCGCGGACAUGGCCAGAGUUCGCGCACCAAGCCGUACACUUUCCAGCAACUAGUGGACGACAUCGAAGCCCUUCGACGUCGCUUUGCAGGGGCAGACACCCGGUGCAUCAUCUGCGGCGGCAGCUUCGGUGGAUUUCUGGCUCUGCAAUACUCUAUAAAAUACCCAAAUAAAGUGUCUCAUUUGAUCUUGCGCGGGACGGCCGCCUCCCACCAUCAUGAAGAACAAGCCAUCCAAACCCUCCAAGCCCAUCUCCACCGAGCCCCGGGGAUGAGCAUCAACAUGCUCCGUGACAAGAUCUUCGGCCGCUUCAACAGUGAUAUCGAAUUCCAGCUCGUUAUGCACGCUGCUGCACCGCUCUAUCGAGAGACAUUUGAUCCUGAUCUUGCUUUACAGCAGAAUCUCGCUACGGUGUUCAAUGCCGAAUCGCAUAAUGAUCUUUACGCCGCACCGGAGAAGCUCUUCGACUACCGAGAUCAGCUCCAUCAGAUCAGUGCGAGGACUCUAGUCAUUGUGGGGGAGAAAGACUGGAUUUGUCCGCCGGAGCAGUCAGAGAUUGUUGUGGAGGGGAUCCCGGGAGCCAGGUUGGCGGUUGUGGCUGGCGCAAAUCAUAGUGUGCAUUUGGAGAAGAAUGAGCUGGUUUUGGAGAUGAUUCGGGGGCAUCUGUCUCAG
Aspergillus uvarum CBS 121591 is the source of this 846-nucleotide messenger RNA. Its product is annotated as alpha/beta fold hydrolase. Gene Ontology annotation, biological process: proteolysis. The transcript has 4 exons. Lineage: Eukaryota; Fungi; Ascomycota; Eurotiomycetes; Eurotiales; Aspergillaceae. The annotation marks the transcript as partial. Gene Ontology annotation, molecular function: peptidase activity. The record is from RefSeq and is a predicted model, not a curated record.